AUGGAUUAUCUUUCCAGAAGUCUGUCUUAUCUGCCACAUCCCUCGGAAACACUUCUGGCAACAGGUACAAUAGCUGUUGCUGCUGCUGUUCUUGCUGCUGCUGCAAAAAAUUCGACCACAGAGUCAUCGGGUCUGACUUCGGGCGAGAUAGCUGCCGCAGUAGUUGUCCCCAUCCUAGUCGUCCUCUUGGCAGUGGCUGGAUACUUUUUGUACCGCUUUUUCCGCGACCGACGAUCCAUCUAUGGGAUCUAUAAUCCUAACAAACUGGAGACUGGAGUCACGCCAGUUGACGGAACUCUCACACCCAGCAGUGCUCACAGAAUCCCACCCAAAGAACGCCUAUUUUGA
Dibothriocephalus latus is the source of this 348-nucleotide messenger RNA. The record is from the annotation of a GenBank genome assembly. NCBI's taxonomy places the organism in Eukaryota, Metazoa, Platyhelminthes, Cestoda, Diphyllobothriidea, Diphyllobothriidae.